GAAAGAGAAGGUUACUUUGUUCGUUACGAAUAUUUACGAAUAUGGCACGUACUAAGCAAACUGCACGCAAGUCGACAGGCGGUAAAGCACCACGGAAACAGUUAGCUACGAAAGCUGCUCGUAAAAGUGCUCCUGCUACUGGUGGUGUGAAGAAACCCCAUCGUUACAGACCAGGAACUGUAGCACUUCGAGAAAUUCGCCGUUACCAAAAAAGUACCGAAUUGUUGGUUAGAAAGUUACCGUUCCAACGGCUUGUACGUGAAAUCGCUCAAGAUUUUAAAACUGAUCUUCGUUUCCAAAGUUCAGCAGUAAUGGCCCUUCAAGAAUCUAGUGAAGCUUAUCUUGUUGGAUUGUUCGAAGAUACGAAUUUAUGUGCUAUCCACGCCAAGCGUGUUACCAUCAUGCCCAAAGAUAUUCAACUUGCUCGCCGUAUUCGUGGCGAACGUGCAUAA
Molecule: messenger RNA, 452 nt
Organism: Colletes gigas
Lineage: Eukaryota; Metazoa; Arthropoda; Insecta; Hymenoptera; Colletidae
Product: histone H3-like
Exons: 1
Coding region: 42-452 (136 amino acids)
Cellular component (GO): nucleosome
Molecular function (GO): structural constituent of chromatin; protein heterodimerization activity; DNA binding
Source: RefSeq, a predicted model, not a curated record